Messenger RNA from Hyaloperonospora brassicae, 1563 nucleotides. NCBI's taxonomy places the organism in Eukaryota, Oomycota, Peronosporomycetes, Peronosporales, Peronosporaceae. The record is from the annotation of a GenBank genome assembly.
AUGACUCCGACCAACGUACUAGUAGCGUCGCCCGUGAACGGAAUGGUGGGGCUCGAGAUGUGCUCGGCUACGCCGCCUGCGCACUGCAAGUCGCCACGCACGCCACGGUUCCUGCAGCGCUCGGGGAUUCGGUUACUUGAGCAGAUUGCAGCCGAUACAGCAGCAGAAGGUGAUGCGGCCACGAUUCGCGAACCGUCCAAAGCUGCUGCAGUCGUAGAGGCGCGUUCCGAUGAUGGCAUUGCAGUAUCGACUGCGGCCACGCGGAAGCGACAGUCGCUGUCGUCACCCACCACGUCAGCAGGGACGUUAGACAGUGAAGGCCCCGAGACAAGUCCCGACGAGCUUGAAGACUUGCACCCCUCUCAGCCGCUGGUAGAGGAGGGUAAGGCAAAGCCGCUGACGCUGUCAACGACGUGCGGGGGCGUGGUGAAGAUCCGAGAGCGCAAACGACGCAAAAUCGAGACCGCUCUCAAGAGGUUUCACGAAGACGAGACCAAGGCCCAGCGCUGUGUCGAGUACACGACCAUUUGCCACCCGAGAUGCGGUGGUGACACGAUCGAAGCAAACAGGCGACGAAAGGCGGCCAAGAUGCGCGUGCAAGUCGGUGUGUCGCUUGCACAAGGUGCCCGGCCGUACAUGGAAGAUCGGUACUCGGUGGUAGAGCGCUUGUCUGAACACGAAGUAGACAACGAGUCGUCUCCCAGCCUGCUGGCGGUGUAUGAUGGCCACAACGGUGCAUAUGCGUCCGAGUAUGCCCGUCGACGGUUCAAGAACUUGCUGGGCGAGAAUGAAGACCUUGUGCAAAUCAGUCGACGUGCGCGGCACGAGAAACUGACUGAUGCCGACGUAGCGAGUAUUCGCACCCUUUUGGCUGACGCUUUUGCGACUGUAGAUGCUGAGAUUUUGCAGCGCACUGUCAUUUUAAACAAGCGUGAUGGAUCGACAGUGCUGCUGGGACUACUGGUCGGCGGUAAGCUGUUUGUUGCAAAUGUUGGCGACUCGCGCGGUGUGUUGGCUCAGCCGGACGGGAACAGUGAUGCAAGUGAUGGAGAGGUCGGAGGAGAUGUGUCAAGUGCCGUGCGUCUCUCUGUUGAUCACAAACCAGAUCUGAAGGAGGAGACGGAUCGGGUGGAAGAGGCGGGAGGUAAGGUCAUCUUCUCUGGAUGCUGGCGUGUAGCCCACGAUCAGAUCUCGCUACGUCUGGCCAUUAGCCGGUCGUUGGGUGACCAUCCACUAAAGACGAACCUACCGCCGUCGUGCUCCGCCCCGCUCGUGUCUGUGGUCCCGGAUGUUCGCGUGUUCAAUGUGGAAGCAGCCGGCGAGUUCCUCGUGUUUGCAAGCGAUGGUCUCUGGGACCGUCUAAGUGAUGACGAUGCUGCCAAAAUCGUGCGGACAAAGGUGGCUGAGUACCACUGGUCGGAGGAACGCACAAGUCCCGACAAUGUAAAAAAGGAGGCGCUUCAAUUUGCAGCCGAUGCUCUCGUGGAGGCUGCCCUGCUCAAGCGCAGCAUGGACAAUAUCACGGCCAUGGUCGUCUCGUUUUCAGAGCUGCGCGACAAAUAG